GUUUAUGCGGCCAAGUGUUUGUCACUUUCCACCGACAGAGGGCAGCAAAGUGCGCGAAGAGCGGUUCGUCAAAAGGAAGACGUAAACAUUACGAAGAAGAAAAAUAGUUCCGCAUAGUCACAGGUUUUUCUUUCCCCUGUCAGGCAGGAGACUCACUGCACUGUGGUUCUCCGGUUUGGUCACAACAUGGCAAGGCUAAAAGAGAAAAGGCGAGAGAAAAUCAGCGUCGCCUCCGAGAUUGAUCGUCUGGAGGAGCAGCGGGUGCGUUGCCAGGACAACUUAGAGAGGGCGGAGUUCAAGAGCAGGAAGGAGAAGCUCUCUGAAAAGCAGAGACAAGAUCUGGAGGAUGAAAUGACCAUCAUGAAUGAGAGGGUGCAGAAGCUAGACAAGGAGCUGGAGAUGUUACGAGGUGAAAACCGGAGGAACAUGUUGCUGUCAGUCGCUCUGCUGGCUAUCAGUGCUUUCUUCUACUACGGGUUUUUCUACAACACAGACAAGUCAUAAAACCACACUAAAAAUGGGACCCAUGAUUCUGCAAAGAGCAUCAAACUCAAAGCCAUCUUGGUACAGGGACACGGUUGUGAACACAUGAAAAGGCCCAGCAGACAAAGAAAAUGAAUUCUGGUUAUGCCUUUAUAUAUUUGACCUCUGUACACUUGUAACACUAUUCUUCAUCUGAAUGUUUACCUUAUGCUGCCUUCCAUUUGCCUCAGAUGUCCGAGCUGGGAGUGACAUCAACCCUGAGUUAGUAAGGUAACAAAAGUAAGGAAAUGUGAGAUUUGUUUUGCCUUUUAGCACUUAAAAAAACAUUGCUCUGCAUGUGACUUUUUUAGCAAGUCGCAGAAACAUAAUAGUAAUAGUACAAAUUACAAGUGUUGCAGUUUUGGUUGCGGAUGCUUCGACUUUCUAAGUCUGACAGGAAACAUCAAAUGAAAGCAGCAUCGUGCUCCUAACAAACCACCAUGUACUUGCUGUAUUUUGCGCAACAUGUCAAAUAGAUACUUUAUCAAGCAGUGCCGGACAAGUCUGCUUUUCAGACUUUUCAGUAAGUGUUUGUAUGCAUGGUACACAGUAUUUGUGCAGUUAAAUGCAUGAAAAUAUUUGAUAUUUGUGCCCUUUGUAUUGUCAUUAAGUCAAAGGCCGAGCCUGGAGAUUUUUUUCUUUCCUUUUAUCGAUACUCAUGCUGGUCGUACACCUACCUCCUAAUAACUGCGCUUCCAGAAAUGGCCAACAUGCUCACAAAUGUCCUUUGAAAUAUGACUGUACACAGUUAUGCUCUGAAAUUUGGAUUUUUUAAAUAAUUGAUCUGUUUAAA
This is a messenger RNA of Maylandia zebra (zebra mbuna), 1315 nucleotides long. RefSeq names its product coiled-coil domain containing 167 (gene ccdc167). The record is from RefSeq and is a predicted model, not a curated record. NCBI's taxonomy places the organism in Eukaryota, Metazoa, Chordata, Actinopteri, Cichliformes, Cichlidae.